Molecule: messenger RNA, 3949 nt
Organism: Paramormyrops kingsleyae
Lineage: Eukaryota; Metazoa; Chordata; Actinopteri; Osteoglossiformes; Mormyridae
Gene: dhx30
Product: DEAH (Asp-Glu-Ala-His) box helicase 30
Cellular component (GO): cytoplasm; nucleus; intracellular anatomical structure
Molecular function (GO): RNA helicase activity; G-quadruplex RNA binding; DNA helicase activity
Source: RefSeq, a predicted model, not a curated record
UAUAAAGGUGCAAGAUGGCGGCGUCUUGUGCUGCACUCAUGCGGGUUUUAUACAACCUUGGAGGUAAAUCCAGCGGGACGCUGGCGAGGAGCGGCCGUGUAUUCACACGGACUGGGCAGCACGGCUUCGGGACCAGAGUCGGGACCGCCCGGGACCCUGGGGAACCAGAGGCUCGGAAGCAGCAUGGUCAUGGGGACCUGCUGAAGGAAUUCCCUGAACCGAAAAACCUUCUGCACAAGACUGUCUCCCGGUUGCUUGGCCUUUCUGAUCUCUCCAAGCACCUUAAGUACUGCUGCACAGAGGUGGGAGGGAAUGUCAAGAGAGCAACUGUGACUGUGCUGGGGCCCGAGAGGAUCGAGGUGGAGGGAUUCGCCUCCAGGAAGCUGGAAGCCGAGCGUCUUGCUGCUGCCGCCGCCUGUCAAAAGCUAAAGGAGCUGGGCAUGCUGAAGGUGGGGAAGGAGCUGCCCCGAUGGAGGUCAAAGGCCCUCUGGGAGGAUGCGGGGGGGGCCCCCCAGGACAGGCCCCCGGACAUUUUGAGGUCGUCUGAAGGGGAAGCUGUCAGGCUGUUCCCGAAGCCUAAAGAGCUACUCGCACAAGUCGUACAGGUGGCCACCUCUUCCUCCAGCAUCAGAGAUGUGGUGCAAUACCAGACGAAGGGGGGCAAGGUGAAGACCUGCCAGUUGACGGUACUCUGGCCCGAGAAGAUGAGCUUCCAGGGCUCAGCCUGGCGCAGGGUGGAAGCUGAGAGGAGAGCGGCUGCCCAGGCCUGCUUGAGGCUGAAGGAAAUGGGUCUCCUGAAUGAGGACAACAAGCCCCUGAGCCACGCGAGGUACCACAGGGAGAAGGUGCGGGAGAUGGAGGAGCGGGAAAGGCGGCCUCACGCGAUAGACAUCCCAGAAUACCUGGAGGACAAAAUGAGAGUAUACUUUGCCAAGUAUCCAGUGAAGGACGAUGUACGUAAACUACAAGAGGAAGAGGAGAAGGAAGGACUGAAGCUUAAAGAGGACACGGAGCUCAUCAGAAAUGCCAUUACAGGGGGACCAUAUCGCCCCCUGUCUGUGAAUGAAGCAGAGGCGCUGAGCACCAGCCUUUACAAGGAGUGGCGGACCUCGGCCCUCGCUCUGAGGGAGGAGCUUCCGGUGGACACCCACCGAGAGCGCGUGGUGUCCGCUGUGGAGGCGGCACGGGUCACGGUGGUGGAGGGCGAGACAGGCUGCGGGAAGACCACACGCAUCCCCCGCUUCCUGCUGGAGCAUCACGUGCUGACGGGCGACGGGGCACACUGCAACAUCCUGGUCACGCAGCCGCGACGCAUCAGCGCCGUAUCGGUGGCCGGUAGGGUGGCCCAGGAGCUGGGGCCCUCUCUCAGACGCCAUGUGGGCUACCAGGUGCGGUUGGAGAGCCGGCCUCCCGAGCACAGCGGGGGUGCUCUCCUCUUCCUGACGGUGGGGCUGCUGUUGCGGAAGCUGCAGGCCAACGCGGCCUUGCAGGGCGUCAGCCACGUGCUGGUGGACGAGGUGCACGAGCGCGACGUCGACACGGACCUGCUGCUGGCGCUGCUGCGCGUGGCGCUGCGCCGCAACCCCGGCCUGCGGGUGGUGCUCAUGAGCGCCACCGGCGACACGCGCAAGCUGUCGCGCUUCUUCGGCGGGUGCCAGGUGCUGCAGGUCCCGGGGUUCAUGCACCCCGUACGGGAGAGAUACUUGGAGGAGGUCAUGCGGGAGAUGGGCAGACCUGUUCCGGCAGCUUCUCUCUCUGACAAACAGGAGGAGGACACCAUGCCGGACUUGGACCUGGUGGUUGACGUGAUAGAACACAUCCACAGGCGUGGAGAGCCCGGUGCUGUGCUGUGCUUCCUCCCGGGCUGGCAGGACAUCCGAGGAGUGCAGGAGCGACUGGAGAGGAGGCCCUCAGUGAAGAGCAGCGCGCUCCUUCUGCCGCUGCACUCCAGCCUGCCCGUGUCCGAGCAACAGGCCGUGUUCCAGCGGCCACCAUCAGGCCAGCGUAAGAUCGUCCUGGCCACAAACAUCGCAGAAACGUCCAUCACCAUCAACGACAUCGUGCACGUGGUGGACACCGGCACUCACAAAGAGCAGCGAUACGACCCGCGGACCAAGGUCUCCUGUCUAGACACCGUCUGGGUGUCGCGAUCGAACGUCAUCCAGCGCAGAGGACGGGCCGGUCGAUGCCAGCCUGGCCACGCCUAUCACUUGUUUCCACGGCAACGGAUGGAAAGCAUGGAGACUUUUCCCAUUCCAGAGAUCCUGCGUACCCCUCUUGAAAACCUAGUGGUGCAGGCUAAGAUACACAGUCCAGAGACGAAGGCUGUGGACUUCUUGUCUCAGGUUCUGGACUGUCCAGAUGAAGCAGCGGUCAAGGAUGCUGUGUCCAUCCUGCAGGAGAUUGGGGUCCUGGACCAGUCGGAGUCUCUGACCCCAUUGGGGCAGCGCGUCACCCUACUUUCAUGCGACCCACGGCUCGGGAAGGUCCUGGUCUUGGCUUCUCUCUUCCGCUGCGUUCUGCCCCUCCUGUCCGUCACGGCCUGCCUCACACGAGACCCGUUUGUCAACAGCCUGCAGAAUCGAGCCGCGGUUAUUCAGGCACGAGCGCAGCUCAGCGGCUCGAGUUACAGUGACCACCUGAUGCUGGGCCGCGUGGUGCAGGGCUGGAGGGAGACGCAGCGUGACCGUGCCCAGAGGCAGGACUUUCUGGACAGUCACCUGCUAUCGGGCCCCGGCUUGCGCUUCAUACAUGGGCUCAUUCAGCAGUUUAGCGAGAACCUCUAUGAGGCGUCAUUGGUCCCCCGUGCUAUGGACUGCCUGGACCAGUUUUCCCGGCUUAACCAGUACAGCCAUGAGGAUGAAUUGGUUAAGGCUAUGCUGCUCACUGGCCUUUACCCCAAUCUCAUACAGGUGAAACGGGGUAAGGUUGUGAAAGGGCGUUUCCGACCCGGCAGCCUGGCGUACCGAACGCGCAGUGGGGCCGUCCUCCUGCACCGCUCCACGGUCAACAGGAGGAAGGAGCGGCUCCCCAGCCGUUGGCUGACCUUCUUCACUGCUGUCCAAUCAAACGGCAAAGUGUUCGUCAGAGACUCCUCCUGCAUCCACCCCCUGGCUCUGCUGUUGCUGACCGACUGUGAUGUCAUAGAAAGAGUUUUCGGAGAGCGCGUGGAGCUUUCUCUGGAUGGCCACUCACUGGCACGUUUCGACCUCCCGACGCACAUGUGGGAGCAGCUGUGGGACCUACGCAUUGCUCUACGUGCCAUGGUCCAGCGUGGCCUGCAGGGGGCGCCCUCCCGGGUCCAGGACGCCGCACUCAUCAGCCUACUGGUGGAUCUGCUGAACAACACUGAGCAGCAGGCCAGCUCUUUAAGAUGUGAUGUGGCCAGUGAUGUUGAUGGUGACGUGAACAGUGACAGUGAUGUGGAUAGUGAAACGGAGUAAGCCCUACAUCCUGUAGUUUUCCUACCAGUGUCCCGGAGCCAAUCCUUAUCCCUGUUCUGCAGUGGUCUGCUUCCCUAAUGAUGUAGGUCUGCAUCACUUCCCCUGCGCCAGGGGAUGUUUCAGCCAGUAGCUGAAAGACUGAAAACCUAACAUUGUACUGCUCUGGAGGAAAGUAUCCAGUUCGUUUUUGGGUUUUCACCUCUUUAACACAAUGUUAAAAUGCCUGGUUCCUGUGUCAAUGCACUUUACAAAGACUGAAAGUACAUUUUUGUUUAUGGACUGUUCUGUUUUUUUGGUACUCAAACUGGUUCAUAUAUUUAAAGAGUAAUACAUAUAUAAUAAACUAUAUUAUGUAUUGUUAGGGAAUGAACAAGCAUUGUGAAUCUACUGCAGUCAUUAUUUAGAAUUUGAAAUCCUAAACAGACGGGUCUUUCAGGUUUGUUAAAAACACACACAAAUAAACAGACAUAAUGACACUAUUGCUCAAACGUGCCUAUUAUAUGUAA